This is a messenger RNA of Salvia hispanica, 1032 nucleotides long. The record is from RefSeq and is a predicted model, not a curated record. Lineage: Eukaryota; Viridiplantae; Streptophyta; Magnoliopsida; Lamiales; Lamiaceae.
AUGAAGGCAUUCGCAGAUGCAUGGAAGAACGCUUGUCAAACUCCGGGAGGCGUUGUUACGGUGCCUGCCGGAGAAACUUUCUUAGUGAGUAGUGGAGAAUUCGAAGGGCCGUGCAACGGCCAAACCCUGUUUCAAAUGGAUGGAAUUUUAGUUGCUUCCGAGGACUUAAAACUCGACGAUACUAAAUUUUGGAUUACUUUCCAUAAAAUUGACGAUCUAAUACUUUCCGGAAUAGGCGUCUUUGACGGCAAAGGAGCCUUGUCUUGGUCCCAGUGCGACAAAUCAUCCAACUGUCACCAUCGUCCUGCUUCACUAAGGAUUCAUGAUGUGACAAAAGCCUAUAUCCAAGGCAUAACCUCCCUGAACAGCAAGAUGUUCCAUUUCCACAUCCACAACUCCCAAAAUGUGAAUGUGGAAAACAUCCAUAUCACGGCCCCACACGACAGCCCGAACACCGACGGAAUCCACAUCAGCAACUCGAGGGACGUGAAGAUCGCCGACUCGAUCAUAGGCACGGGCGACGACUGCGUAUCGUUGGGAGACGGGUGCGCAAAUGUCAACAUCUCGGGGGUCGUUUGUGGGCCCGGCCACGGCAUCAGCAUCGGAAGCCUAGGUAAGUAUAGUGAUGAGGAAGAUAUCAAUGGAGUUACAGUGAUGAAUUGUAGCUUGAGCAAUACAAGCAAUGGAUUAAGGAUCAAAACAUGGGCGCCAUCGAAAUCAUCAAUUGUUGUGUCCGAUAUCACAUAUGCUGACAUCACAUUGGACAAUGUUACAAACCCAAUCAUCAUAGAUCAACAUUAUUGCCCCCAUGGUGAAUGUCAAAAAGAGGGAGAGUCGAGCGUUCGAAUAAAGGGUGUUAAGUACAUCAACAUACGAGGGAGUACGACGACAGAGGAGGGAAUAGAGGUCAAAUGCAGCAAAUCGAACCCGUGUGAAGAUGUGGAGUUCUCUGGUGUUGAGCUAAAUGUGAAUGGGAAUCCGGCGAUUGCGAGUUGCUCUAACGUUGGCUAUGAUCCAUCGAUAAUUGGUUGA